CCCAUAUGGCCGUUCUCCUGGCGAUGGGGCUGUGAUGAUUUCGCAUGGAGAUGUCUCUGACGCUCUCCACCUUGCCGUGGUGCAGAUUAGUCAUGGCCAUGGCUUUGACUUUGCAGAAGAAGCAGCUCUUGAUGGUCUUGUAGCUGCGACCUCGCUUUACAUUCAGGACCUGGGUUGGCGUUCCAAGCGCUGUGCUGAACUGGCAGGACGAGCUAAGGUGGACGUCGCCGAUGUCAAAGAAGCAUUGGAACAGUCCGCUGAAGCUGUCGUGGAAACUUUUGAGGCGGAUGAGGAUGAGCUCCCUGGCCCAAAGGACGUGCAGGUCAGGAUUGGCAAGGCCGAAGAAGCUUCAGAUCACCCGUUCGGUCAAGCAACCAAGGUUGAAGCUGAAGAUGGUACACCACAAAUGGUCAGUAUCAGUAAGGAGAUGGAUGCAAGAGCUCGAAUUGGUUCAAAACCACAGCGAGGUGCAAAGGCAGCUGGCUGGGUGGCCUUGGAGAAAACUGAAAGCCCAGAGCCGUGCAGUCGAGAUACGAUUCAACCGACGACGCCCGAGCUGAGCUUUCCUUUGAGCAAAUGCCAACGGCCGCACAACGAGUUGCGAGUUGUGCCGAGGAAAAAGAGAAAGCCCUCCAUAGUAUUUGUGAAAGGUGUGGGACAUGCGGAGUGGUUGCCCGAGGACUCUGAGCAAAAGCAGAAGCAGUCCAAGGAGGAGGACGAGGAACUCUCCGAACUCUUCAGUGGUAGUGACUGAUCCAGAAGAAAAGGAGACAGUCCGAGAUUGUAGAAGGCCCACGGGUUGUGAU
This is a messenger RNA of Cladocopium goreaui, 806 nucleotides long. Lineage: Eukaryota; Dinophyceae; Suessiales; Symbiodiniaceae. The record is from the annotation of a GenBank genome assembly.